GAAUAAAACUGAGGUAGAUGAAAGGAUCCAGUGUCUUGUGUGUAUAUUUUGCGCAACGCUUUGCCGUAUUUGUCCACCUCGGCUUCCGUAGAAACAGCAGAUACAGUCGCACACAGUUUGCAGUAACCUACUGUAACUGCACAGGACUUCCGGAGACGCACCACAGCAGACAUUUUUAUUCCGACUCCCACAUCAUGGCAUCUACGUUGAUCUCGGUCCCGACUACAGCGUCGCGCUUCGCCCUGCUGCAGGUGGACUCCGAUUCAGACACCGACUCCGACACCGGGAAAACCAAAUCCUCUCGAGAAACCGGCAAAUCCUCUCGAGCAGGAGGGAAAUCCGUAGGUGCCAAGAACAACCAGAACACUGACAAAAAGAAAGACAAGAAGAAACGUAAGAAGGAGCAGCAGCAAAGUGAAACCAAUGAGCUCAGGAACCUCGCCUUUAAGAAGCUGCCUCAAAAAUCCUCUGCACCACCACCUACACUGACACUACAGGGUUUAGCCAGCGAGCUGCUUAAUUCCACGGAUCGCACGUCUGCUCCCCAGGAAAGCUGGCAUGAGUGGAAACAGAGAGAUGAGCGGCUGACCAGCGAGUUGUACGAGGCAGACCUGGAAAAGGCGUUAAUGUUGAGUAAACUAGAGUUUGAGCAACAGAAAAAGGACGCUGUAAGCACUGAGACCGCAUCACCCAAAGCCAAAGGAGGAGGGAAGAAGGAGAAGAAAAAGAACCAGCAGGGGAAAGACAAACGUGUCACAGUGUCUUUGAAAGACUUUCAGCAAGACGGAAACAUUGAUCCGCCGAGUAAGAGGCCAGAGAGAGAGGAGCCAAAGCCUGGAAACACAGCAGUGCAUGAAAAGAGAUUCUUUAACCAACUAGAGGACGACGUUAACAAAAUAGUACAGCGAGACAAGCGUCGAGAGCAGUACAGCUGCAGCGCAGGUCAAGAGGUUAAUACCUCCUCUGAACAAGAACAGGAUGUAAGAACUGAACAGUUAAAGUUUGAGCUGGAAAAGAAAGACCAGGAAAUAGUAAAAUUGAAGAAGACCAUUUCUCAAUGGGAGGAUCGAUAUAAAGAAGUGAAGGCAAGAAAUUCCCAGUUACUCAAGAUGCUUCAGCAAGGCGAGAUGAAAGACAAAGCGGAAAUCCUGCAGCAAGUCGAGGAGCUUCUGAACAUAAAAGAGGAGCUGACCAAACAGGUGACAUUACUGCAUACGUCAUUAGAGCAGGAGCGGUCGAAGAUGAAGGGAUUGCAGUCCGAACAACCGAAACAUCAAACCAACCGGAAGGGCAAGAAGGGACCAGAUGGAGAUUUAUGAAGAUCAGACACGGACAUUAUGAACAGUUUAGUUGCUCCCACGUCUCCAACACUGACCCGCAUCACACUCGCUCAUCGAAUCUCAUCUCCCUGAAUCUUAUCUCUCACACACACAUAUUUCUUCCUGUCCAUCAUGACUGUAGUCUUAUUUGCUUCAUAAUGAUUAUGUGGGUAAAAAUUGGCCUUUUGCUGCUAGGGUUAGAAAUCAUCUCUGUAUUUUUUUCUUCUUUUUCUUCUGAAAGGAGGAUUCAGUAUUUGCUCGGUAUUUUGAGUGAUAUGCCUUGGCUGGUGGAUCUGAUGUGAUUUAACUACAGUUGUUUCCCAGAAGCAUUAGAAACUGCUGACAUUCACCUUAUGCUAUUAUAAAUGCUGUCACUAUGCAGGAUUUAUAUUGUUGUUAAUAAAACCAGACCCAGGUUCCAUCCUGAGCCACAAACAGGACUAAAUCAGUAUAAAUGAGCAACUUCUACUAACACAAUUUAAUGUCUCGUGUCAUUUUGUUUGGAUUGGUCUGGCAGUUGCUGCUGAAAAAAGUGCCAGUGCAUUUCAUCCACAAAAGAAAAGCAUCUACUUCACUAAGAGUGAGUACAAUGGUGGACUUUUUGAGUUCUUUUUAAUAAAGACGCCAGUCGACUUUUUCAAAGAA
This is a messenger RNA of Tachysurus fulvidraco (yellow catfish), 1964 nucleotides long. It is a transcript of the gene gkap1, whose product is annotated as G kinase anchoring protein 1. The record is from RefSeq and is a predicted model, not a curated record. Lineage: Eukaryota; Metazoa; Chordata; Actinopteri; Siluriformes; Bagridae. The transcript has 12 exons. The coding region runs from base 18 to 1319 and encodes 433 amino acids. Gene Ontology annotation, biological process: signal transduction. Gene Ontology annotation, cellular component: Golgi apparatus.